Theileria orientalis strain Shintoku is the source of this 264-nucleotide messenger RNA. RefSeq lists its product as uncharacterized. The record is from RefSeq and is a predicted model, not a curated record. Gene Ontology annotation, molecular function: RNA binding. NCBI's taxonomy places the organism in Eukaryota, Apicomplexa, Aconoidasida, Piroplasmida, Theileriidae. Gene Ontology annotation, biological process: mRNA splicing, via spliceosome. The coding region runs from base 1 to 264 and encodes 87 amino acids. The transcript has 3 exons. Gene Ontology annotation, cellular component: cytoplasm; ASAP complex; nucleoplasm.
AUGGAAGAAUCAAAUUCACAUGAUAACUCGAAAGUAUAUGUAUAUCCUUUGACUACUAAUAUAACGGAGGAUCAUGUUAAAGAGAUAUUUGGCCACUUUGGCAAGGUGGUAAACGUAGAGUUUCACUCAUAUGAAAAGGAAAAUUCAAAAAGAUACGGCAUUGUUGAUUUCGAGACCAACGAUGAUGCAAGGAACUCAGUCGCUCAUAUGAACGAAGGAGAAAUUGAUGGUCUGAAGAUCAAAGUGGGUUUCAAAAGCCCCUAA